CAGAAUUCCUGAACACGGUGACGUCAUAUCAAAAUGGCUACUUCGAAGAAAUACGACGUUGUUGUGUUCGGAGCGUCGGGUUUUACCGGCCAGUUUGUGGUCGAAGAGCUCGGUCGUGUCACUUCGGAGGAGGAGAGGGGUCUGACAUGGGCCGUGGCAGGUCGCAACCAAGACAAACUGAAUCAGGUCUUGGAGAAAGCGAGCGCUACCAUCGGAGUAGAUCUGAAGGAUGCGGUGGAUGUGCUUCUGGCUGACAUUGAGAAUGAGGAGAGCCUGAACGACAUGGCUGCCCAGGCACAGGUCGUGCUCAACUGUGUUGGUCCUUACCGCUUCUUUGGUGAACCAGUAGUGAAGGCUUGUCUGAAGAACAAAGCCCAUCACAUUGACAUUUCUGGGGAGCCGCAGUUCCUAGAGACCAUGCAGUUUAAGUAUGAUGAGGAAGCCAAGAAGAAAGGCGUGUACAUCGUCCAGAGCUGUGGGUUUGACAGUGUUCCUGCUGACCUGGGUGUCCUGUACACUGUCAAGAAUUUCCCAGGGAGGAUAAAUACAAUUGAGAGCUAUCUCACCCUGAAUGCUGGGCCUGAGGGAGCAGUGGGACAUUACGCGACAUGGCAGUCUGCCAUCCACGGGUUGGCCAAUGCCGAAGAGCUGAGAAACCUGCGCAAGGAAAUGGGCACCAAGAAGCCUCUACCCAAGUCUGGACCCAAGCUGGAAAAUAGAGGCCCCGCCCACUGGAGUGAGAUGCUGCAGAAGUGGUGUGUGCCUUUCCCUGGUGCUGAUGCGUCUGUGGUCAGAAGAACGCAGAGGUUCCUCUAUAACAAUGGAGAAAACUGUCCGGUACAAUACGGUGCCUUCGCCAGCAUCCCUGAUCGAAUAGACUUGUUCAAGUGGCAGGCUGCCUCCAAGGUGGUGACUAGCCUGGCUGACACCGAGUUUGGACUGGGCUUGUUGGAAGAGGUACAGUUUGGUGCCUAUGCCUGUGUAUCAGCCUUCAGAUACUUGGUGUUACUGAUGGUCGUUGGGGUAGUCUUUGGUGUCAUGACCAAAUUCAGCUGGGGACGGUGGCUGCUGUCCAAGUAUCCCCGCCUGUUCUCCCUGGGAUACUUCAGUCACGAGGGACCCACUCAGAAACAGAUUGAAGGAGCAUCCUUUAACAUGCAGUUCAUUGGGACUGGAUACAGCAAUACUGUACUGGAGGAUGGGGAUUAUGAUGGACCUCCCAACAUGACCAUCGCGACACAGGUGGAAGGACCAGAGGCUGGGUACGUCACCACGCCCAUCGUGAUGGUACAAGCGGCAAUCACCUUGCUGAAGGAGAUGAAGAAAUUUCCUGCCAAGGGAGGUGUGAUGACUCCUGGCACAGCCUACAAGGACACCAGCCUUGUGGAGCGGCUGAGUGACAGAGGUGUGAUUUUCUCCAUCACUGCACCUGCAGCAUCCAACUAAUGACUGUCCCAAAACACAGCCUCAACCUGCCAAUAGUUCAUCCUCUACAAAUAUAGCACACAACAUCUCACAUUUCCAGGCAGGAGGCAGUGGGGAGUCGUGGGGACCAUGAAGAGUUAUGGCCUUGCCAGCGGCGGAGAACUUUUCAUGUAUGAAUGUCAUCAUGAAAGAUGGGAAGCCGAAUCAAUGUACCAUUCCUUAUAGAUAUAUACACAAUAGGAUAGGCACGACAUGUAAGUUUAACCUAGUAUGUAAGAGAGUUACAAACAACAGGUAACAUCCACAGGUCACUCCUUGUGAAGUUUAUAGAAAAGUAGACACAAAAUGAACGCAUCAUUUCUGGAAUGAUAAGGCAGUUCAAACUACAUGUAGUUCGAUACUGUAAAUCAAAGUGUUUUCUUGGUAAUAUCUACGGAAAAAGCUGUACAUGAUCAUGAUAAGAAAGAAAGAAAUCGAUAAAACUAUUAAGCAAUUCUUGCUAUUCAUGCUGCUUUAGAGAAUACCUCUAGAUAGUAAAUGUUGUACAAUGCAUUAGAAGUAUGAUGGUUUUGUUUUUAUUGCAAUAUGAUUAUUUCUUAAACUGGUUAUUGAUAUAUUAUAAUUCACAUUAUUUAAUAGUCACUUUGUUAAACAGGAUUGCUUGUCCACAUAUUCCGAAGUAGGAGGGCAACAUUUCCUGAUACAGUUGUGGGAGAUGGAGUGUAUCUGUGUAAUAAUGAAAUCACUAAAUUAAAUAUUCUAAAGCUGGUAUGUGAAGUUAGAGGGGGAGGGGGGUGAAGCUGCUAUUUGAGUAUGUGGAAAUACUUGUAGUAAUAUGCAUGGUAACCAUUGCUUCCAGUGCUUUACCACUAAGUCCA
Messenger RNA from Branchiostoma floridae (Florida lancelet), 2303 nucleotides. RefSeq names its product saccharopine dehydrogenase-like oxidoreductase. Gene Ontology annotation, cellular component: plasma membrane; mitochondrion; lipid droplet. Gene Ontology annotation, biological process: glycolipid biosynthetic process. The transcript has 13 exons. NCBI's taxonomy places the organism in Eukaryota, Metazoa, Chordata, Leptocardii, Amphioxiformes, Branchiostomatidae. Bases 34 to 1446 code for a protein of 470 amino acids. The record is from RefSeq and is a predicted model, not a curated record.